AUGUCGAUAACAGCCCUCCUGUUGCUCUUCCUGAUUGAAGGAAUCCAUGGUGAUGCUGGAUGGGGUUAUAAGGAAGGCAAUGGCCCUGAAACUUGGCAGAAAACUUGUCAAGAUGGUUUCAGACAAAGUCCAAUCGAUAUUCGUGCAUCUGAAGUCGACUAUGCACUGCUGCAUCGAAUGCAUUUUGUUCAUUACGAUCAAACUGGCCCCGUUAACGUAACUAAUAAUGGACAUACAGGUAAUUAUUAA
This is a messenger RNA of Haemonchus placei, 249 nucleotides long. The record is from the annotation of a GenBank genome assembly. Lineage: Eukaryota; Metazoa; Nematoda; Chromadorea; Rhabditida; Trichostrongylidae.